Molecule: messenger RNA, 1557 nt
Organism: Dreissena polymorpha
Lineage: Eukaryota; Metazoa; Mollusca; Bivalvia; Myida; Dreissenidae
Product: carboxypeptidase B-like
Exons: 10
Coding region: 205-1458 (417 amino acids)
Biological process (GO): proteolysis
Molecular function (GO): metallocarboxypeptidase activity; zinc ion binding
Source: RefSeq, a predicted model, not a curated record
GGAUCACAAGUUGGGGUAUCUACCACGUGUCAUAUCAUUCUCCACGUUAACGGGUUAUGAUAUAAAAUUACAACACAUGGGAUUAAAAAUCGAAACACUGUUGCCUGACCCCUGUAAGGCAUCAAUAACGAAUGUGUUUGUGUCCGAUGAUAGUAUAUAUAAAAACCCAAUUCACUUGUACAAUACAUAAUUCGGAUUUACAACAUGAGGAGAGCUGUUGCUUGUUUCGCUUUGUUGGGUUUUCUUGCGUCCGUUUCGACACAUGGACCUUUGGCAGGGCAUUCUGUGGUCCGUGUGGUUCCAGAGACCGAGCUCAUGCUAACCAUUCUACAGAGCUUACUAGCACAACGGCAGAGUAUCGACGUAUGGAAAGAACCAGCGUGCGUUUAUUGCGCAGUCGACAUUCAUCUGACACCGUUGGAGUUUGAUGACGUCAUUUCCGCUCUGAGAGAGCACGGUUUUGAGCCGAAAAUCCUCAUCGAUGACGUCCAGAGUUUACUCGAUUCUCAGCGAAGACCUCUUAAGUUCAAGCCAGGGUCAGCAGUUUUCGACUACGGCAAAUACCACACUCUAGACGAGAUCAACGGCUGGGUUCUGAACAAGACGAACGUGUACAAGGAAAUAACAUCGCUCUUCAACAUUACCAAGUCCUACGAAGGCAGGAUGAUGACUGGACUCAAGAUCAGCACCCCGUCCCCGUUCACCAAGCCCGCGUUCUUCAUCGAGUCAGGGAUUCACGCCCGAGAGUGGAUCUCUCCGGCCACGGCCAUAUACAUGUUCGGUCAGAUGUUGGACCGGUACAAGAUCGACUCGGACAUAACUAAAAUGGUUGACAUGUUCGACUGGUAUCUACUUCCGGUCACCAACCCUGAUGGGUACGCUUUCACGUGGACAGGCGACAAGAACCGGCUUUGGAGGAAGACCCGAUCUAAGCACGGCCUGUGCUACGGCGUCGACCCCAACCGGAACUGGGACAUGCAUUGGUCAAGUGGAGGGGCGAGCAAGGACCCAUGCUCGGACGAGUUCUGCGGCCCAUCGGCGUUUUCGGAAGUGGAAGUAAAAGGGGUAGCAAAUUUUCUGCAAGGGAUCAAAGGCUUGAAGGGGUUCAUCGACUUUCACAGCUACUCGCAGCUCUGGAUGUCGCCCUGGGGGUACACAAAAAAGCUUCCCACUGAUUUCAAACAGCAGGACGCGGCCUCAGCGGCCGCCACGGACGCUCUUGAGAAAGUGUAUGGCACCAAAUACGAGCAUGGCAGUAUCGCAAACACUAUUUAUAUCGCGAGUGGAAGCAGCGCCGAUUGGACCUACGGCAAGAUUAACGUCAAGUACUCGUUUGGCGUGGAACUCCGCGAUACGGGCAAGUACGGGUUUUUGCUACCGGAAGACCAGAUCAUAACGUCGGGAAUUGAGACGCUACAAGGACUAAUGGCAUUGGCCAGUUACGUGAAAGAUAACUGAGAAGGGGGCGGGAGAUGAAAAUCAUCAAUUCGUAUUGAUCUCCAAAAUGUCCCAUACCUUUUGGGUUAUUAAUAAAUAUUGCAACAGCAAGACAACGAC